Messenger RNA from Pieris rapae (cabbage white), 2912 nucleotides. RefSeq lists its product as uncharacterized. NCBI's taxonomy places the organism in Eukaryota, Metazoa, Arthropoda, Insecta, Lepidoptera, Pieridae. The coding region runs from base 224 to 1381 and encodes 385 amino acids. The transcript is spliced from 8 exons. The record is from RefSeq and is a predicted model, not a curated record.
AUCACCAUAUUUUCAUGGCAGUGGCACGCAUUUGGGACUUGGACUUUUCGUGACAGCAUGUCAUUUUCGACAUUUGAUUGAUAAUUUUCCAAAGAUCCAUCAAAUUAGUUUGUUUGAAAGUUACUUUAGGCGCUAAGUGUGUAUAUUUUUUAGUUUCUACCUUUAAAUAAGAAUGUGAGUGAACAGGUCCCGUGUUUGGUUAGCGCGGUUCAAGGUACCCAAGAUGAGUGCUCAGAAAUGCGUUGUUGAGGGCUGCAACUUGGAAUAUGAUGUAGUGUGCAGUUUCUCCUUCUACAAUGUUAACACCUCAUCAGAAGUGGAUGAGAAGAGACAGGAUUGGAUUGAGGGGGCGAUGCAUGAGGAGAGUGAGUGUCUCUGGCGACAUGUUAACUUACAGUUGUGUGGGUAUCACUUUGAAUUGGACUCUCAGGGCCUUUGGAUAGACUCACCAAUGCUACCUGAGCUCCUGUCGCCUCAGGAACAAGCUGCAAUGAGACAAACCCCCGAAGAGAAGAAAGCCGCUGAAAUAAUUCGCGUGGAACACAAUUAUAGUAUGGAGGCUUGUAAGCAAGAGCCGGAGUCUAUUUCUCGUCUGAAUGUCAGGCAAUUAGUUGAUACUCUCGGUUAUCUAUCACUCAAGAAUCUACAGAAGAAGCAAUUAUGGGUGGUGAAAGUGGAAAGUGAUAAAGCUGAAGCCUCCAUCACCCAGUCGGAGCAGGUCAUCACCAAGAUGCAGGAUCCUAAACAGAUUAUAGAGAUUAUCCCACAAACAUCUCAAUCAGUAGACAAUAGUCUUCAAAACCAGACCGAAGUGCUUCAAAUGAUAGACGAUGGCACAAUUGGAGAUAACUUUAUAUAUGAGAUUGCUGAAGAACAAGAGAUAACCAUGGAUGAAGUGAAGGAAAUACCGGCUGCUGAGAAUCAGGAGUGGACUGUUAAUAUAAUACCGGACGACUCUAAACCCAAAUAUGCAUACAUCAAACAUUGCAACUCGGGCAAGAAGAAGCGACACUUCACAUCAGAAAUGAAUACAAUCUCUUUACAAGGUGACUUCGAAAACUACUAUAUCCUCCCCGAUGUAGACCCUUCAGUUGGUGUCGAAAUCACCACCAGCUACGACCAGGAAAACUACAUAGUCGAAGAGUAUCCCCACUUGGUCUUAGAGGAGCGGCCACGAAAACGUGAUCCCGAAAGAAAGAGGAAAAAAAAAACUCCCCCUACUGUUAGACAGCAAGUAAAGCAGAUAAAAACUGAAAUUGGCGAAGACUGGGUGAUUGACAGUAAUAUAUAUGAGGAGCAAGAUGAAGAAUAUGAUGACAAGAAAGCGGCCCGGGUGAGGAGAAAAAAUAAAAAAUAUUUAGGAUAUGAUUUUGUCACAUAGAUUUGUAUCUUUUGAGUUGUACACAGGUUUCAGAUCCUGAGAUGGAAAUAUAAUAAAAAUUGUCAAAGUGACGGUUUGUAUUAAUUUAGAUAUCACAAACUAAAUUAAGAAUUAUCAAUUCCUUUCUUUUUGAUUGAUUCAAAAAUGUGGAUAAUAUUAAAUUUAGAUAAUUUGACUGUUUGAUAUCUUAUUCCACCUCAGGUAUCUGUUCUUUGGGACGAGCAUACUGCAAUAUUUAAAAUACUGUUGUUGAUUCAUUGUCAUAAUGAAUUGCAGUGGUAAAAUAAAUUAUCUGAAUAGAAUUUUGGAUGACCCAUAAAAUUUUGUUUUAGGUGUAUUUAAAUGAUUUUUCAACGAAUGUCUAAUACAGAAAAGCCAUUAAUAAAGGAACUAUAUUAAGAAGGUUGGUUCUCACUCUCAUAAAACAGGGUCAGCAGUUAUUUUAAAAAGCUCCGUUUGAUUAAUCUUAGUGUGAAAAGAAACAUGGCAAAUACGAAAUGGAGAUUUAUUCCUGUGUAAAAUCAACUCAAAUAAGGAGCUAAUUAAAAAUCUUAAACCUACUCCUUAAUUACAUAACUGGAAAUAAAAUGUGUAGUAUAGAUAUUAAUAUAUUAUAAAUGUAUUUUUUUGCUUCCUAAAUAAUCAUUAUUAGUGUAAUUCACGUUAUUAAUGUUAAGAAAAUUUUGAUCUACCCUCACAACGAAUUAAUUCCUAACAGAGAUAAACAUUUUGAGGGUAGAUGAAUAUUUUAUUGUUUGUCAAUAGUAUAGUUUUCUUUACAAAUAACUGCUUCAAGAUUAAUCUUAGGUGAUUUUCUAAUGUUGUUGGGGUAGUGUUUAAUUCAAAAUGCUAAUUGUGUUACUCCAUGUUUCAUCAAUACCCAUAUUAAUAGUAAGGUGCGGUGAUUUAUGUUUAUAAAAUGCACUAUCCAUUAAGUUAAAUAAAAGUAUAAAAAAAGAGCACUAUAUUAAGUACAGCCAAUUUUUAUUAAUUUAAUUUUCAUAAAAUCAAAACCAGCUAAGUAAUUAACAUUCAUAUUCUUAAAGAAUAAAAAGCUGUAAUAAGUGUUUCCUGUAUAUGAUGCACCAUUUGCGAACCGCAGUAACAACACACGCUAACUCAGGGUAAGAUACAGAGUGGAGACAGAUUUAUGUAUGUCAAACUCAACACACAAGAGUCCUAAGUACUAGGUCUACUUUAAAUCUGACACCCCACAUUCAUAGCAACAUAGUGCAGUAUCUGAUGUACAAUUUUCUUUUAAAAAAAUCAUUUUCUACAGUGAUGUCUAUGGUAUAUUAUUAUAUAUUAUAAACUAUUUAGAUAAUACUUUUGUCUAGGCUCUUAUGUUAACUCUGUACAUCAGAAAAAACACUUAUCAUUGAAUAUAUUUGUGAAAAUUUAAGUAUAGAAAUCCUACAUAUAAAAAAAAUAUGUACAGAUGAUGGCUUUUCACCUAGUAUAUAUUAGCCAUUCUUCCACAAAAAUUAUGUUUUUGAGUUUCGUUACAUACUGAAUAUAAGAACAUUUUAAA